GAGAGAGAGAAGGACAGUUAUUUCCACAGCUGAAUGCAGUGGGUCAGUGGUGCUUUCUGGUGGGAGGCUAGACGGAGGGGAGUAACAGUGCGAGGAAAGCCCAUCGGGGAAGCUUACACAGGGACUACUGUAGCCGAGGAGGAGGGCAGACAUGGACGCCCUAGCACUAGAGGCUGCCGGCCCCAAAAAAGCAGCCAACAGCGCGGCGACGGGCCCCACAGCACCUGUCAAGCGUAAGCCUGUGAAGAAACCUAAGAAAGCUGUUGUUUUCUUUGAGGUGGAGAUACUGGACGCCAAGACCAAGGGGAAGCUCUGCUUCCUGGACAAGGUUGAGCCAAAUGCCACCAUCGGGGAGAUUAAGUCCAUGUUCCACAAGAGCCAUCCAAAGUGGUACCCCACCAGGCAGUCCAUCCGUCUCGACGCCAAGGGGAAAUCUCUGAAGGAUGAGGAUGUUCUUCAGCAUCUCCCUGUGGGAACGACUGCAACCCUCUACUUCAGGGAUCUGGGAGCUCAGAUCAGCUGGGUCACAGUGUUCCUCACGGAGUACGCCGGCCCGCUGCUCCUCUAUCUGAUGUUUUAUUUCCGGGUUCCCUUCAUCUAUGCACCCAAAUACGACUUCACCACCAGUAAACACUGGGUCGUACACCUUGCCUGCAUGUGUCACUCGUUCCACUACAUGAAGAGGCUGCUGGAGACGCUGUUCGUCCACCGCUUCUCUCACGGCACCAUGCCACUGCGCAACAUCUUUAAGAACUGCACCUACUACUGGGGCUUCGCUGCCUGGAUGGCGUAUUAUAUAAACCACCCUCUGUACACACCACCCAUAUACGGCGAGCAGCAAAUCCGGCUAGCCCUCGUCAUGUUCCUGUUCUGUCAGAUCGGUAAUUUCUCCAUCCACGUCGCUCUCCGGAACCUCCGCCCCCCAGGCUCCAAAACCAGGAAGAUUCCUUACCCGACGAAGAACCCCUUCACAUGGAUCUUCCUCCUCGUAUCCUGCCCCAACUACACCUAUGAGCUUGGCUCAUGGCUGGGCUUCACGUUGAUGACGCAGUGUCUGCCGGUGGCCUUCUUCACCGUGGUUGGCUUCUUCCAGAUGACUGUGUGGGCCAAAGGGAAGCACCGCAGCUACCUUAAAGAGUUCCGCGACUACCCACCUCUCCGCUCUCCCAUCCUGCCUUUCGUUCUGUAGAGCAUUACAGAGCUCUAGCAGUACAUUACAUUACCCCCCCCCCUCCCCCAACCAAACCAUCUCCUCCCCCUUUUUAUAAAAGCAAAGAACAUGUUUCCAUAAAAUUCCCUUUCCUUUUGGGAAUUCUGUUACCUUUUCCUUUCCAGCUAAACAAAGUAACAUCCAUUCUUAUUCAUGUUUCUAAUCUUUCCUUUUUGACUGUUUUUUGACACCCAAUUGAAUCAGGUUGGUUAACUGGGGUCAACAGAUACCAACACAUUAUUUGGAAUCUUAUUAAACAAUUGACAGAAAUUUUGUAAAACCAUUAGUUUGAAUUAAUUGUAACUCUGGAUUUUCAUUUAGCUUAAUAUGUAAUAUUAUAGAACCUUAAAUUCAUCCUGUUUUAGCAUUGAUAUAUUUAAGAUAUCAGCUUCAUGCUUGUAAUUUGGUUUUGUUUGUCAAGGUUUAAUUUAUUAAAGUCUUUAACAAAAUGUUGCCCAUCUUUGUUGAACUUCAAGACAAUUUAACUACCAAUUAAAAACCAAUUCUAUUCGAUUCUUCAAAUCCGGUGCAGAUAUUGAACAUACAAGCCAAUUUUGGCAUGUUGUGUUCUGAUUGCACAUACUUGAUUGUCCAGCUAUCUUUGAUCAAGAAACCAACUAACAGCUACUCAAGUUUCCUUCACGUGCAUAUCAAUUUAUUGAAUUCAGUUAUACGGCUAAAAAACGGAUUUGCUUGCAUAUAUUGGGUUAUAUCAUACACUGUAUGGUUAUGCUAUUGUGACCAUUUGUCAUUAAAGUAGUUAUUAGUUAACCUUUUGUAAUUCAAGUACGGCCUACUAUAGUGGACGUCAAUGAAGAUGAACUGAGACUUGGUUCAGCUCAAAUAUGGCUGUUUAUUGUGGUCAGAAGCAGGUAUAUACACAGAAAAUCAAGGGUAAGUUGUGAUUCUAAUCACGCAGCCUCAGCUUGGCCCUCGAUCCUCUUCUUCCUCAGCUGGAGUCUCCGCUCUCUCUCGUACUCCUUCAUACGCAUGACAUAGCUGUGGGGGAGAGGGGAAUCAAUGUGGGCAGACAAGUGUUGGAUUACUUCAGGCUAGGCCACAGUUAAGACACUGUAUGGAAGUAUUGGUUACAUUUCUGAUUAUUUUUCACGUCAUGCAUGUCAUAAUGAGUAAGGUGAUCUCUGGCUAGUGUGGAAACUUCCACUAUACAAUACUCAAUUAGAAGUUUAAAUAUUGACCAACAAAUAUGAACUCGGAGUGGGUCUCAGUUGUGUAUUUUAGCUACACUUUGAAUUAGUUAAAGAUCAUAGGGCAAGGAUUCACGCCAUUAAUAUUUUAUUUUCUUCAUAGAAAUAAAUAACUGACAAGGUUGGUUUACAGAAUUGCUUUUUCAUGUCAACCGACAUAUUCUUGGUUUUGUUUACAACUCACAUUUACCAAUGUUUUCAGAUAAAUCCUUGAAUAUUUCCCAUCCUCAUAUUCAUAUGCAUCCCGUUUGAUAUUUUAGAAUGCAACAAGUAGAAUACAAAAUAUUUACUGUAUUAAAAAUAUCAUGGCGUGCCACUAGAACAUGUGUCACUUCGACCCAUCUUUUCCAAUCUCACUUACUCCUCGUGCUGGCAGUAGUCCCAGUCAUGUUUUUCGUGGCUGCAAGCGAGCAGGUUGGGCCAGUUAUCCCUCUUGCACUUCAUGACUUUGAGGAGAUAGUGAGCACAGUAGUCCCUCUGCUCCAACGGUAGACGGGCCAAGUUCAUUUGUUCCUGGGUCGCUACCAUCUCUGGUGAAGUGGUACAACAUGACACGAUUCAACACAAACAGGUGUAUACGAAGAGUGCUUUUAAACGAAUUGUUUGAUAGUUAAUAUACGUUUUGGGACACUAAAGGAUGGGUGACAACAUUCAGAGAAGACGGUGUUAGCAAGAGGGUCAUAGCAAUGGGUGGAUUGUAUUAGUGAGACGGGGUCAUUGAUGCUUUAGCCAAAAAAUAUGGAUAUUUUUUGAAGCCAUUUUCACACAGUACACAGAGCAGAUAUGAUAGAUAUUUGCAUCAAAACAAAACACAGACCUCGUUCCUUUCUUUCGGGAAAGCCAUAAAGGGGAUCGAAGUCGUAUUUCUUCGCUGGGUCUGGCUCGGUAUCCCUUUCGGUGAUAUACCGUCUCGAAAGGUGAGCCCCCAUGUUUUAGUGUCUUGGCAGUGCAGAACACCAGAACUAAUAACGCAGGAGUCAGCGGUUACCC
Gadus macrocephalus (Pacific cod) is the source of this 3408-nucleotide messenger RNA. It is a transcript of the gene tecrb, whose product is annotated as trans-2,3-enoyl-CoA reductase b. The transcript is spliced from 11 exons. The record is from RefSeq and is a predicted model, not a curated record. Gene Ontology annotation, biological process: very long-chain fatty acid biosynthetic process. NCBI's taxonomy places the organism in Eukaryota, Metazoa, Chordata, Actinopteri, Gadiformes, Gadidae. Bases 152 to 1189 code for a protein of 345 amino acids. Gene Ontology annotation, molecular function: oxidoreductase activity, acting on the CH-CH group of donors.